Paramisgurnus dabryanus is the source of this 3821-nucleotide messenger RNA. The record is from RefSeq and is a predicted model, not a curated record. NCBI's taxonomy places the organism in Eukaryota, Metazoa, Chordata, Actinopteri, Cypriniformes, Cobitidae.
UCGAGCUAGCGUACGGCCAUGUUAAAUCUUUAGUCGGAAGAGACAAAGCCAACAGCAAAAAAAAAGAAUUUCUCAAGAAACGAUUGAAGAGUUAAGUGUAUUAUAUCCACAAAGAAUCAAACACUUCAAAUUAGAAGGUGGUACUUCCCAGAGUCCAGUAUUUCCUCAACUGAAGUGUUCAGGAACUUUGAAGUGAAGCGAAGAAAAGCAAGACAUUGUGAAGCCAAGAGGAGUCAUCUAUGGACUGUCAGUCUAGUUUUGGACAGUUCAUCCUACGUUGACUUUUGGACUGUAAUUCCUCAGCGACUUGUGCCUCAGGAUUUGUCAGAUGAUUAAAUUGAUGCAAGUGACAUUCGACAAACAUUGAAAUUCCUCAUACGGACGUGAAUACCAGAAUUUUAGAAGCACAUUAAGAACCAUUAGCUGAGCCUUGUGCUUUUGAAUGUAAAGACUUUGCAAAUUUUGGAUACCAAAAGGAAUACAAGAGGGUACUACAGAACUUAUGCAAUCUGAUAAGUAAAAAAAAAAGGAAAAAACAUAAAAAGUGAAGUGAAUACUUUGUAAAAAAAAAAAAAAAAACAUAAAAAAUUCAGGGAUAGUAUAAGCGUUUUUCAACAGCAUUAUUAGAUUUUUUGAUCACUUGCAAUUUGAAAUCCUUGUGCAAGACUUGAAUUUGCACAUACCUGUUUGCUAGUUAUUUUGUACUUUGGCUCUAGGCUUUUGAAAUAUUUAUUGAUAUAAAUAUAAUUUUCUCCUAUUUUAGGAGAGUCUUCUUAUUGUAAACAUUUUUAUACGCCAGGCCCUCUUCUUUUUAAGAGGUCUGUACGUACCAGAGAUAGAAACUGUUUACAAAAGCGUGCAUUGAGCAAAACAGUUUAAGAAAAGCUAAGUAGCAGCAGAAAAGAUUUCAUUGAGACUAUAUUGAGGAAUAGAUCGAAUCAAUGGCUACAGCAAGAACAGAAAUCCCUGCUCCACUCAUGGCAAUGACCAAACAAAAUGGACAGUCUAAGGCCAUGUCCCUCCAAUCAGGAUCACUUACUUCCUCAUCGCAAUCAGGAAAAACACCUGUUGUGCCCCAGAAAGGAAGCAGUAUACCCCAAAGCAGUGGUGGUAUCAGGUUUGGAGAUGACUGGAAGAAGUGCCUGCAGCUUCCACCGAAAGACACGAGAGUGAGAACCACAGAUGUGACUGCAACCAAGGGGAAUGAGUUUGAAGAUUACUGCCUUAAACGGGAACUGCUAAUGGGUAUUUUUGAGAUGGGCUGGGAGAAGCCAUCCCCUAUCCAGGAGGAGAGCAUUCCCAUUGCCUUGUCAGGUAGGGACAUUCUCGCCCGAGCUAAAAAUGGCACAGGGAAAAGCGGAGCCUACCUCAUCCCCCUCUUGGAGAGGAUUGAUCUGAAGAAGGACUACGUUCAAGCCAUGGUGUUGGUGCCAACUCGUGAGCUGGCACUGCAGAUGAGCCAGAUAUGUAUCAACAUGAGCAAGCACCUUGGUGGCGUCAAGGUUAUGGCUACAACAGGUGGCACUAACCUGAGGGAUGACAUCAUGCGUCUUGAUGAGAUUGUUCAUGUUAUAAUAGCUACCCCAGGCAGGAUCCUUGACCUGAUAAAGAAAGGUGUUGCCAAAGUUGACAGAGCUCAGAUGAUUGUGAUGGAUGAGGCUGACAAGUUGCUUUCCCAAGACUUUGUGGUGCUCAUUGAGGACAUCAUCAGCUUCCUACCCAAAAACCGUCAAGUUCUUCUCUAUUCUGCCACUUUUCCUAUUAGUGUGCAGAAAUUCAUGAGCAAACAUCUUCAAAAGCCAUAUGAAAUCAAUCUUAUGGAUGAGCUGACAUUGAAAGGCAUCACUCAAUACUAUGCCUAUGUAACAGAAAGACAAAAAGUACACUGUCUCAACACCCUUUUCUCCAGGCUCCAAAUCAACCAAUCAAUCAUCUUCUGUAACUCCACCCAAAGGGUGGAACUCCUUGCCAAGAAGAUUACACAGCUUGGUUAUUCCUGCUUUUACAUCCAUGCCAAGAUGAUGCAGGAAUACAGAAACCGGGUGUUCCAUGACUUUAGAAACGGGCUGUGUAGGAACCUGGUCUGCACAGAUCUUUUCACAAGAGGAAUUGACAUCCAGGCUGUCAAUGUAGUUAUCAACUUUGACUUCCCCAAAAAUGCAGAAACGUACUUGCAUCGCAUUGGCAGAUCAGGCAGGUAUGGUCACCUGGGUCUGGCCAUUAACCUGAUCACCUCAGAAGAUCGUUUUAACCUGAAGGGCAUUGAGGACCAGCUGAUGACUGACAUCAAGCCCAUUCCCAGCAGCAUUGACAAGAGCCUGUAUGUGGCAGAAUUUCACUCCCUUAACCCUGAUGAGGAGGAGGCUGCUCAAAAAGCAGCAGAGCUGAUUUAAUCCCUGACUGUUGAAAUCUGUUUCCUUUCAGGAGAAUAAGUGGACCGAUGCUUGGCAUUCUGCACAUUUUCUACUGAAGACAGGCGCAAAGAUGUUUUGUUCGUUUGUUUUGUUUUUUUUUAGUUUUAAUUGUCAUCAGCUAAAUGAUCCAGUGGUCUAGAACUGCCAUGGUUAAAUGUGAUCAACUGCUGGAAGUUAAGGGGCCAGUAUAAAGUCAUUUAGGUCAUGCCAGGAUUCUUACCCUUAGCACAAUAAGCCACUGUUCUUUGAACCUAGACCAUUCAGUGUCCACAACUGCUGUUAAUUUAGCUGAUCAGAAGAAAGUUAAUUUUUUGGAAAAGGAGAGGGUGCCAACAAAAUUAAUACCAUAGCGAGACCCAGUACUUGUUGUGGCAACAGUUAAUGUCCUAAUGUGAAAGGUCUUUUUGCGCAUUUUUAAUAAAUGAAUUCUUACUCUUGAGGAAAGUUCUCAUUUAUUAUAAAUGCCUUCGUUCAGGAAAAACCCCAAAAAGAGGUAAAAAGUGUCGAAUGAUCUUCUGUUGGUUGUUUACAGCCUUGUUGUACAUAUAAUUUCUGGAGAAGGUAAAACCUGGUUCUUUUGCCAGCUGACAUUAUUUCUAGUUGAACUGUUUUCAUUGGCUUGCUGUUGACCCUCAGCACCAUGUCAUCUUUUCUUUAAAAACUCUGCAGCACUCAAGCAUCAAGACCUUUAAUUAUCCAUGUUGCGCCACUCUCACAACUGUCUCUGUCCCCGUAAGUGCCUUAAUCUAUUAUAAACUUCCUCUGGAUAGGAGGGUGUUCCAGGUAUGUGGUGCAAAAAGGCUGUGUCAGGGGAAAAAAUGUUACAUGAUAGAUUUUAAUUCCUGUAAUACCUCAAACCCAUACGUCACUUCUCGAUUUGGCUCAUUGGUUUAUUGGUAGUAACCAUUUUCUAUUUUGGGUGAGCAAUAGAAUUGCUUGUCAAACACCAGGCACUCAGAUUUUUAAUUGAAGUAUGAUUUUCAGUAGUUUGAACUUUAAGUCUGAAAAAACAAGUUAGGCUGUUUGGUAUCUUUUUUCCUGCUGAAACAAAGGUGAAUAGCAGUAUGGGGUUUGGCGUAUUUCAUAAAACAAGGUUAUGCGAUUGAUUGAAUUGAGUCUUUUCCUCUGUCUAAUGCACAAAGCGAGUGAUGUCUUUUACAACAUAUCAGCACACAUGCUAUGAUGAAAUGGCAGCUGUAAUAAAGUUGGUAUCUCUCAAUGUAAACUUAUGUCCCAUGUUGUAUGUGUUGAAUUGUGCUCUCUUUGCCAUGUGUUGUAUAAAGUAGAAGCUGUUUGUUUUACUGUGAGGAUUAAUGGGAGAAUGGCCAAAGCUUUUGCUCCAAAUGUUAAUGCCAGCCUAUCCUGUCCCUUCUCUUAUAAGCAAAAUAAAGUCCAGCAUAUUCUCCA